CUUGCUUUUUCUUAUCUGCGAUAUAGAUCUAUUGAUAAUAUUCUAGUCUAGCACUUUAGUAGAUCUACUAGAUGAUACUAGAUCUAGAUAUAUCUAGUAGAUCUAGAUAUAGUCUAUAUAUUAAAUAUAUAGAUCUAGAUAUAUCUAUGAUCUAAUGAAUCUUUCAGAAUUUUCAAAGCCUGAACCAAGAAUUCAUUUAAGACUGCACCCCCCUAGUGACACCACUGUUCAUUUGGACUGUGUAAAUGAUAUGGCUUGUAUAAGCCGAAACAGCCACCAUUUAAGCCUAAAAUACAGAUGAUCACAUUGAAAAUGAAACAAGCAAAAAAAAAUCAAGAACAGGGAGAAAUUAGCACGAAACGCUUAUCCAUUAGAGAUAAGCUUCUCAUUAAAGAAGUACAAGAGAUGGAAGAAAACAUGCCUUCAACUUGUGAAGUGAUAUUUAAUGAUCCAAGUUGUUUGCAUCAAUUUACAUUGAUAGUCAUGCCAGAUACAGGAUUUUGGCAAGGCGGAAGAUUCCGUUUUACAGUAUCUGUUCCUGAUGACUACAAUAUUGUGCCUCCGAAAGUAGUUUGUAAUACAAAGUUGUACCAUCCUAACAUUACUGAAGUAGGGGAAGUAUGUCUUAGUCUACUUCGUCAGAGCUCAUAUGAUAGCAUGGGCUGGGCACCCACAAGAAAGCUGAAAGAUGUAAUUUGGGGUCUCAAUUCAUUAUUUACAGAUUUAUUAAAUUUUGAUGAUCCGCUGAAUGUAGAAGCUGCAGAACAUUAUGCAAAAGAUAAAGAAUCAUUCAAAAUCAAAGUCAGAGAAUUUGUUCAGCUACAUGCAAAAAGAUGAUCAUCUUAUUAUAAGAAUAUAGGCCUCUAUUUAAAUAAUAGAUUUUUUAAAGAGUUAUGAUAAAAGCAUAUGAUAUUGAGUGUUUUAAGCAGGUCUGUUGUUUUUUUUUCAGUGAAAAAGAUGAUGUUAAAAUAGAAACAAAAAGUUAAUUUUAUUAUUCAUUUUAAUGAAAGAAGAUUUUAAUUUGUACAGGAAAUCACAUGUCCAUUCUGAAAUAAAUAAAGUAAAACAAUGUGUAGCUUUUGUAAGUAAUUUAAAUUUCAUUGUGCACAUUAGAUUCCCUUUUAAUUAAACCAAAAUUUAUAGAAACAAUAUUUAAAAUUUUUUUUUUCAUUUUAAAAAGUAGACAUAGUUGGUUGAAUGUGUUAGUUUACAAUACACUAGAUAACACAACACUGUAAAGCCAGGUUCAACAAGUUCAUAUGUAUACCUAUAUGGCUCCCUCUGUCUCGAAAGAUGAUGGAUUUGCCCCCAGCGGAAUCACUGGCUUUGGUUUCUUCUGUAGUCCAGGCUGAUUAUAAUGUAACUAAAUAAGCCGAUUCUGGAGUAGCAAAGUUUAAAACAGUUCAUGCAUGUGUAUGCACCUGUUUUACAGCUAUUUAAAUGGCAACUUUCUUAUCCCCUAGUCUUAGGCCGCUUCAUUCCGUUCGCUCUCGGCGAGGUUCAUACCAGUAAAUACAGUCUGUCUCCAUGCUGUCAAAUUUCCUCACACAUACGUUUAUUGAUCCCUGUAGUCCUCAGACCUAGCUUGCAGAUUUCUCUGUAGGUUAAUCUUGGGUCUGUCUCUCUCCGCAAGAUCAGCAUAGAGCAGGGGUUCUCAACCUAUUGAGCUCGACGAUCCCCUUACUAUGCUAGACCCUCCCCCCCAACUUUAAUAGAAGCCCAUUUCCUUAUGCUUAUGAACGGAAAUAUUUUAAUGUUAUAAACUCGUAUAAUCAUUAUGUGAAUAUUUGCUAUGCAUUGACAAAGCUUUAGGUUAAAUCACGAAACAAUGUUAUUACAUUAUGUCUCAUAUAUAUUUUUGAUCAUAAUUAAAUGUGAAAAAUUGAAAUUUUAUCUUUAUUGCUUGCAUUUAUUUACUUUUCUAUUUCUUUUUCACCAUAUAUACUCUACUUUGCAUACUUUAAUUUUAAAAAAGAUAUAAAAUUUUUGUUUUUAAAAUUUAAAAUGCAUGACACGGAUAGUGGUCGGGAUUACUAUACAGUCUGUACAAACAAAACAGCAUUAGUGCGAAGUAUGAGCUUGUUUCUGUUAGGCAUUGUCGGAAAAUCUUUGCAAGAUCACAAAGAUCUUCUGCAUUCAUCUUGUAUUUAGACUUGAAAAUUAACAAGAUGGAAAACCAUGUUUCACAAAAAUAUAUGAAAGAAGGUGGCGCGACACGGACAAAUCGGGAUAUGACUGCAAACACUAAUCCAGAUUUGUGUAAAUGACAUUGAAGAUAAAUCAUUAAUCGAUUCAUCGCUAUUAAUGAGUUCAGUAAGUUCUUUUUGUGAUGUCUUCGGAACAUCAAGGGUUACUAUAAAUGGACUCCUUUCAAGUGCAAACGUUUGGAGAACCGGAUUUGGACUUGAUACGGCCCUGAGCCUUGUAAAAAGACAAUACUUUUCCUUUGCUCUUUCUUAAAUAUAAUUGGGGGGGGGGGUCUAUAGGCUAAUCCAGAGCUGACGAAAUGUUUGAUGAUAUAUUAUUAAUUUUCUUUUACAGAAAUUGGUUAUCAUUUAUCCCUUUAUCAUUUCCCUCACAAAGAGUAGAUAAGAUUUGCUGCAUGUAAAUAUUAAUUUCUUCCAGUUUUGUUUACUAAUCUUAAGUUUCAUUUAGUAGGGUCGGAUUAAAAACCAACUCUAGGCAUGUUGCGUGUGUGUUACGUGCGCAUCUUAGUGUAAAUGUGGAAUGGUGCGAAUGCGUGUUGAAAGGGAGGGAAGAUGGAAUCCGAAAAAUGAAGGAAUGUAAUCAAAGUUAUUGUUGACACAUUGUUGAUUGUGACUAAGGAUUAAAGUCAUUAUAAUCUACCAUAUGUUAUGUUAUCAUUAAAAGUCUCAUCAUAUAAGAAGACGUAA
Molecule: messenger RNA, 2894 nt
Organism: Biomphalaria glabrata
Lineage: Eukaryota; Metazoa; Mollusca; Gastropoda; Planorbidae
Product: NEDD8-conjugating enzyme UBE2F-like
Exons: 9
Coding region: 298-837 (179 amino acids)
Source: RefSeq, a predicted model, not a curated record